AGUCCAAAACUGCGAGGUCUCACUUGACUCAGAUCGUUAAACUUCAGCUCGUUUAGCUCAGUGCAAUGCGCGGAUUACAGCUGUUCUUCUGCUUCGUGUCCGUCCUCUCUCCAGCUGCUCUCUCUCCUCUCCUGGUACCGGAGCCGAUCCGGUGCGCACCGUGCACUGCGGAGAAACUCAGCGCGUGUCCGACUGCACCGACCGGAUGUCUGCUGAUGCGGGAACCGGGCUGCGGCUGCUGUCCGACCUGCGCGCUGUCCAGAGGAGCUUCGUGCGGGGUUUAUACGGCGCACUGCGCGCCCGGACUGCGCUGCACACCCAGGGACGGAGACACGCACCCGCUCCACUCGCUCACCCGCGGACACGGAGUGUGCACUGACGACCACGCUGCCCAAGGUGCGUGGCAGAAUUUCGCAUUAGCAGGUCAGAGUGAAGAUGAACGCGUGCAGAACCCGAUGCUAAAUCAUAACCGUGUGCUUUCAGAGGACGAUGAGGAGGAGUACAGUUCCUCCCUACAUCACCUGCUGGCCCUGGAUAAAGCCGGAGAUCCAGAGGCGCAUGAGGGCAUCAGGGCUAAAGUGAACGCCAUUAAGAGAAAGCUGGUGCAACUGGGUCCCUGUCACACUGAGCUGCACUCUGCACUGGACACCAUCACAGCUUCCCAACAGGCUCUGGGUGAGAAUUUUGCCUCGUUCUACCUUCCCAACUGCGACAAACACGGCUUCUACAAGUCCAAACAGUGUGAGACGUCUCUUGUCGGCCAGCCAGCUCGCUGUUGGUGUGUUUCAGCCUGGAACGGGAAGAGAAUCACAGGUUCCAGUGAUGUGCCUGAGGAUGCCCUCUGCCAUCAAGAGGUCACUCAUUGAUGCAUUUUGUCUUUUUUUUUUUCUUAUAACCAAGCACUUUUCUUAAUAGGUACCAGUCAAAUGUUCCCUUAGUGUAAAAAUGUAAUAUAUUCUUAUCAUGGGGACGUUUGGUCACUACAGUUAUAUGUAUAACUACAUUUACACACGUCACACACAGGCGCCUACAAAAAUCUACAUUUAUUGUUGUUUUUGCUAUAUCACUAUGUAUUUAUUCAUCUGUUUGUUAUAUGUUAAUUUACUAUUAUUAGUCUUUGUUAGAAUAUUUAUACAGUAUAUAUUUGUGUCAAUGUAGAACAUUUACACACAUUUUUAGUGUAUUUUUUUCCUUUUUUAUUUAAAUAACUCCAUAUCUGCACAGUCAACACAACAGACAGGAGUUGUACAAUUGUACAAAUGUGUUCUGGCAAUUUCCUCGAAUAUUAAGCGCAACCUGGGUCCAUGUUACUCCUCAUGCCAAUUCUAAUGCUUGGUAUAAAUCAGCUUUAUCAUUUAGUUGCUUAAUGAUUUAGGCCACCUGAUUUGUGCAAACGUACAUCUUCAACCUGCUACAUUCACGUGUUUAUCUGACCCAUUGCUGCCCCUAGAAAGAACAGGCCUAAAUUCUUUCCACUUACAUGGAAUUGAUCACAGAUGUUUUGAAGUAGAUCACAUAGAUUACAGAUCAGGACCAUUUGCAACUCAGGUAUUUCAGUCCUGACUUCAGUUUUCUUGUGCUAUUUCUUUAACACUAUUUCCGUCCAGCAGGAUAUCAAGUAAUUAUACAGUUUUAAAAAGCCAGAUAUUCUUUCUGAUGGUUGUACAGCAGGGUUUUUUUAAACCAUUAAUCUAGAUCAGGCCUCUGCCAUGCUGCUAUUAACUUGAGUCGCAAAGCAUUUAGCCAGUACAUGCCAAACUUUUAUGCAUGAAAAGGUUAAAACAGAAAACAGAAAGGGGUGUGUAAAUUGGUGUUACUGGUUUGCAUGUCCGCAGUUCAAAUGGUGUUAAUACACUCAUAGUGGUAAAAAACACACUAAAGCCUACUGUCAGUACUCGUAACCCAUCCUACUCUAUUUCCUAAAUAAGAAAUUAUUUAAUUCAUAGUCUAGUGUUUAAUAAUAAUGCUAGGAAUAUAGUCCCAUCAACCCAAGUUUUCCUACAUUUACUAAAUGCAGAAUAAUAUCUCUGGAUUAGAGAACUCAGCAGUACAUUGAUUUACAAGCCUUUGUGCAACUUUCUUGUGGGAACUUAUAUAUAAUAUUUAAUAUAUUGUAUCUUUCACUGACACUUCAUUGUAAUCCUAAACAUUACAUGCUGCUACAGUUCAUCUACCUGUUUUUCUAUAUUUUAUCUAUAUAUGCAUUCAUAUAUUUACUUUGUAUUUUGUUUAUGUUUGAGUAAAUGUUGAAAUGUACAAUUCACAAUUCAGUAUAUAUUCCUAUUACUUAUCAUUUGUAUGUAUUCUUUUAAUAAAAUGAAUGAUUAUA
Molecule: messenger RNA, 2329 nt
Organism: Trichomycterus rosablanca
Lineage: Eukaryota; Metazoa; Chordata; Actinopteri; Siluriformes; Trichomycteridae
Gene: igfbp1b
Product: insulin-like growth factor binding protein 1b
Exons: 3
Coding region: 66-866 (266 amino acids)
Biological process (GO): regulation of insulin-like growth factor receptor signaling pathway
Cellular component (GO): extracellular region
Molecular function (GO): insulin-like growth factor I binding; insulin-like growth factor II binding
Source: RefSeq, a predicted model, not a curated record